Molecule: messenger RNA, 1427 nt
Organism: Carassius auratus (goldfish)
Lineage: Eukaryota; Metazoa; Chordata; Actinopteri; Cypriniformes; Cyprinidae
Exons: 9
Coding region: 28-1230 (400 amino acids)
Biological process (GO): negative regulation of Notch signaling pathway; positive regulation of neuron differentiation
Cellular component (GO): nucleus
Molecular function (GO): DNA binding; transcription corepressor activity
Source: RefSeq, a predicted model, not a curated record
AUCGGAGCAUCUGACGCCUGACGUUACAUGUUACGCAAUCCCGUCAAUCAUAGUAGGUCUGACUCUGCAGGUGAGGUGAAAAGGUCUCGAAUCACGAUGCCUUACCAAUUCGCUAUAUAUUACUUUAUAGACAAAACAGUAAAAGUUGAAAGUGCAUCGCUUAUUGGGAAUUCGGCCAAUUUAAGUCAAGUGACGUCGCAGCCAGACCUUGACAGCGAUGAUAACUGGAUUGAGAUCAAAUGGCCCACACGAAAAGAGCCCGAUAGGACAGUACCAGCUAAAGUCCUACUAUUAGGAGAUUCGUUCAAGGAUCUUGUCACAAAGAAGAAUUUAUUCAUUUUGGGUAAAGAUAUAUGGACCAAGGAAGAAUGCAGGGGUGUUAUCAUGAAAAAGAAAAUGCUGGAGACCAAUGCGGUGGAGGCAAAAAAAGCUAAGAUGGAAAAGCAAACCAAGAUCAAAGAGACAGCCAAGAACCAGAUGCUUCAAAACCUGAAGGUUUCCCUUUCCAAAAAUAAGAACAAAAACACACAAGAUCAGCAUAAUAGUGAGGCAACUGAGGAGGAAUUUCCACAACAACUUUAUUGUCAAGCAAAGACUUUAAAGGCUGCCAGACCCAAAUCAUCCACUCCUGAUGAUUACACCAGUUCAGAUGAUGAUGCCACAGUCAUACGGAGUCCAAACCAACCUGACAUUGGUAGUGAUAUGGAUGAAGGAUUACCCGCAAUGCAGCACAAUCAGUUAAUGGAUUAUAGCACUGGUCAACAAAUGGCACCCCAAAUGGAUGAAAUCAUGGCAUCCCUUCGUGAACUUCCAGAAAUGAUUAAAAUAAUGAAGGAGUGUGUCCACUGUAUAAAGUCAUUGAAGCCCUCGUUUGGGGGGACCCCAUCAUCCACAACCUCCUCUUUUGUCACUGAAGUUGAGAUGCAACCCUUGGCUGGCAGUGAAGUUUCAGUUCCAAAGAGGGCCUUCCAGCGACUGAACCGCACACGCAUGACCAUCUUUGCGCAGGAGCUGGCUGUCCUGGUCUUUACAAAAGAUGUACUUGCCCAGUCCACGCUAACAGGGAAAUCAGGAAAAGGGGCCCCUCCUAAAACCCAGCUGGACGUUGCCAAAGUGCAGGCCAUAACAGAUGCAGUUCUGCUGGAGUUUCCACAGUCAACAGCAUCUGAUGUGCGAGCAGCUAUCAGACGCAAGUGCAACAAUGAACAGUUCGUCCAGAAGAAGGUCUGAUGUGUAAAUAUGUUUUUAUUUACACCUCUGUUGCUGUUCGGAAGGUUCUCUGUGGUUUCUUUCUGUUUUUGCACUGUUGUAAAACAUGGUAAAUUUAUUCUGUUAAGUUUUGAAACCAAGUUCCUGUAAAUGUAAAUAAAAAUGUUUUAAAUAGAUUUAAAUAAAUACUUGUUAAUAAAAUGUCUUUAUUCAUGUAA